Molecule: messenger RNA, 680 nt
Organism: Aedes albopictus (Asian tiger mosquito)
Lineage: Eukaryota; Metazoa; Arthropoda; Insecta; Diptera; Culicidae
Exons: 2
Source: RefSeq, a predicted model, not a curated record
GACUGUUUGCUAUGAUGCCAAAUAUUUGCUUCGUUGAGUUUGGCCAAAUAUUUUGUCAAAUAAAUUUGUCAAAGUAGACGAUGGCCAAAUAUUUGACACAAACAUAUUUGAUCAAACAUUUUGACAAGUGCUGUUUCGAGUCAGUGAAAGUUUCAAUCAUGAAGUUUGCCGCUGUUGCCGCAAUUUUAGGAGCGGCAUACAUUCUCCUGGACGAAGAUGAGCCACCGACAAAAGUAUCGCGCCGUAGUGUUUGGGUCCACGAAUGGAUCAGGCAACGGGAAGAUCAGGGAUGCUACGAGAACCUACUAAAGCAGCUAAGGAACAAACUCCCGAAUCUCUACCAGAACUUUUUACGAAUGACGGCAAAAGAGUUCGAUUAUUUAUUGAAGUUGGUGACGCCAUACAUCGAGAAACAAGAUACCUACAUGCGGAAGUCUAUUUCCCCGGGGGAGCGCCUUGCACUAACAUUGAGAUACCUGGCUACCGGUGAAAGUUUCUCGUCAUUACAGUAUCUUUUCCGCAUCCCGCAAUGUACAAUUUCUCAAAUUAUCCCGGAAGUUUUGGAUGCCAUCUACAUGGUUUUGAGAAAGGAUUUCAUGAAAGUUCCUUCAACAAAGGACGAAUGGAAGGAAGUCGCCACAAAGUUCGAUCGACUUUGGAAUUUCCCUAAUUGCAUUGGC